Messenger RNA from Calidris pugnax (ruff), 2893 nucleotides. It is a transcript of the gene ANHX, whose product is annotated as anomalous homeobox. Gene Ontology annotation, biological process: regulation of transcription by RNA polymerase II. The coding region runs from base 120 to 1571 and encodes 483 amino acids. Gene Ontology annotation, cellular component: nucleus; transcription regulator complex. Lineage: Eukaryota; Metazoa; Chordata; Aves; Charadriiformes; Scolopacidae. Gene Ontology annotation, molecular function: RNA polymerase II cis-regulatory region sequence-specific DNA binding; DNA-binding transcription factor activity, RNA polymerase II-specific. The record is from RefSeq and is a predicted model, not a curated record. The transcript has 10 exons.
GGCGGGCUCAGGCGGCCCGGGGCAGCCUUUCCCGCAGCCUCGGGAGGGAAGGGGGCUGCCGGGGUGUCCCUGUCCCUGCUCCUCAACCUCGCAGAAAAGGCUUCCGACAGGACGUAAGGAUGAAGCGGUUCAUGGCCAUGUUAAACAGGAAUAAAAACAAGGAUCCCCCACCCGCCAGGCUGCUGGAGCUUGCAGGACAGCUUUGCCAGGAGCUCCAGAGCUCGGCUCCAAGUCUGGAGAAGCUGGUCGGGGCCGUGAUGGGAUGCAAACACAAGAUGUAUUUUCUCACCAACAUCCACGUGGUGCGAGCUUGCGUGUUCGUUCACAUCCGUAACAGGCAGCACGACACAGCCUGCAGGCUCCUGGAGCAUUGCAAGGCAGAAGAGAAGGAGGAGCUGGUGCAACUUUGGCACGAGAUUCACUACCAGAGGGUUAUGGAGAAACACCACACGGAUUUUCUGACACCGCUGCAGAAGUUCCGUUGCAGGAAGAGGAAUCCUCCACCUAUGUCCCUUUGUCCCGAAGGUCUGAAGAAUCGAAACUAUCCAGAUGAAGUACGGCAGCAGCUGCACAGGUUUGCUGCUGAGGUGACAACAAAUCCAAGCAAGGAACAGCGGGAGGGAUUGGCUCGGGACACGAACCUGCAGCCAACUCAGGUCUAUAAUUGGUUUGCAAAUUAUCGACGACGUCAAAAAUCCUGCCUCUCUCUGAAGGAAAAGCUCCACAGCUCGUGUCCUGAGAGGGCUUUGAUUUACCACAGGAAGGAGCAGCAGGAUAAAGAAUCCUACACUCCACAAACUGCAGAUGGAUCUUGUGUAGGCACCGGCUCUGAGCAAAUGGAGAUAACCUUCAUGCCCUGUGACCCAGGGUGGGAGCAGUCAGCUGCAGAUCUGGAUAAGCCUCCUGAAGGAACAUAUUUAAAGAUGCUGGAAUCCAGCUGUGUGCAGAGCAGCGAGCUCUAUGAAGCGAUGACGAGCGAGGCUUGGUUGACCACUCACAACAUGGAACAACCUGUCCCUUUUUGCACCGAGGCUGUGCUGGAGCCAGGAACCUGCUUUAGCUCCACUGUCCUGCAGCCCAGAGCAGCCGGGAGCAGCACUGACACCAGCCCCCAGCUGGAUCACUUUGUCCUCUGCCCUUGCGGGUCCCUCGCCUUCCCAGGUGAAUGGCUGCCCAUCUGGCAGCCCCCUUGCAGCACCAGAGGAGUCUCUGGCUCCACGUGGACUCCAAGUAUAGAAGCAGGUGUCAGAGCUCCCUUGAGCAGAGUCCCUCAAGGUGGCUGUGUUGAGGCCAGUUCAGGAAGACUCAUUCAGCAGUCAGAUUUAGAGAUUGAAAGCUUCAUCCUUAGAGAAGGACAGCUAGGGACCCUGGAAUCUAUUCUUCCCCACAGUUCCUCUCUGGCUGUGCUUGGCAAGCCUCAGUGCCCACCUGCUCCUGCACCCUGCAUGGAAGAAGGCCAGGCCCUGGGACAAAGCCAGGUCCUGGGGGAUCCGGUUGGUGACCCGUUAGCCAACGACACGUUCUGGGCAGCGUGGCUGCUCUUCGAAUUCUCAGCUGGGGGACGGAUGUGACCUGCCUGCAGAGAUGCUCCAUGUGGCCUGCACUUCCCCAGGAAACACCCCAUCCUUUCCUGUGUUCUUUUUCUAUAUAUAUUUUUUUUUUUUUUUUUAAGAUGAGGGGUUUGGCAUGGAGAUUAAUGGAGAGUGAGGCAGAAGAAUGAGGGCUUUUUCUAAUAGUUACAAAGUUUGUUUUAGUAACAGUUUCAUUAAGAAUCUUGCAAAGGAUAGAGGAAAUCAAAGGUGCAUUGUGAAUUGUAGGUUUUUACUGGAGCUGUCUGAAGCUGCAGUGUGGAUGCUAAAAAUAUCAAGUCACUAGUUCUGUGGCAGUUACGUAUUUCCACCCAUAGCACCGGUCAGAUCCAAGUCCUUCAUUAGAUCAUGAAGGUAAAUGAAGCUCCUGUACUUGAAAAAAGUAAAAUUUAGUUACACUGCUCAGCAGUGGAUGUUGGAUAACUUUUUAUGGGGCCUGGAAAAUAAGGUCUCACCCAAGUGCUGGUAAAAUAUUGCUAUUUCUCGUCCCUGCAUUUCUAUUGUACUGCUGGGUGUAACUUCCAGAGUGUUCCAUACUGCCACAGAUGAGACAAACUGGAGCAAGGCAGAAUUUUCAGUGCUCGAGUCUAUGUUCUUGCAGGAUUGGAGGAGGAGAUACCAGUCUUGUGGGUAUUUAAUGCUACCUGCUACUGAUGUUGCCCAGGAAAGAAGGAUGAGUGGAGGAGGUGGGAGCUGCUGAACCCCCUUGAUCCAUUUUCAGUCCCCAGAUCUGGGUGGAUGGAAACUGCCAGGGAAUUGUGUCACCUGUCAGGGGUCUGCAUCAGUCUGAGAGCAGCCGGCGAGCACAGCCCCUUUGGACGAGCGCCUGGCGAAGCAGCCUGAGCCGUGCAGGCUCCAUUUCCUACACAGGGUAUUAAUUAUGGGGCUAAUGCUGUGUCUGGCUGGAGGUUCCCCAAAUCGGCGGGGUAAGCUGUACCCCAGUAGCUCCCUUCCUUUUGCCCCGUCUUCUCCUGACUUAACCCAGCCCGGGACCACCUCACAUGGUCCUUCAUCCCCUUGUCCCCUCAUCCAGCCCCUCAGGGACCCCGGCCCUGGGCCCUCUCAUGGGAGACUGAAGAGCAGAAUUGUGCCUGGGAGUGUCUGGGCACAGGCGGCAAAGCAGAGCCUUAAUGCAGGUUUAAAACUAACGCUGCAAGUCGUUGGGCAGCCUUUUAGGUAUUUUCCCCUAAGUAUUACUGCUAUUUUUUAAAUCUGUAUUGCUAAAAGGGUAAUCUUUGCCAGAAGUCCAGCCCCCAGAUACACAAAGUCGAUGCCUCCACUAUGUUUUGUAAUAAAGUUAGCAA